UGUUUUGAAUUUAUCGUAUGAAAACUGAUUUAUACAUCUAGAAAACGCAUUCCUUACACGUAUUAGAAACAAGUUUUCAAAGGCUUUUAACGUUGGGUCUGCUCGACUUCAAUAUUCCUUUCUUGUUUACGGCCCUUUUAAACGCUUGCCCAAUAUGACCCCAACAUGUACAUCGCACACUUAAGCAGGUGGUUCUAUGGCCUUAUUAUUCUUAUGUAUGUGAUCUUGGCACAGUUAGUGAGGAGUGACGACCAAAUUGGAGAUGACCAAAUAAUUGUUGUGGCUACGGCAUAUACUCUGAGUUUUACCCUUAAAGAUGAACAAACAUACCAAUUCGACAAGAUUUUGUGUCGCAAUCGAAAUGGAAACGACAUAAUAGCCAACGAGCAGAAUGUUUGCGAUAAUUUGGAUCCCUGCUCCACCUACACAUCUAUAAUAACUCUAACUAGAGAGGGCGUACUGCUGCCGGACAAGAGCAUAGAAUCAAAAACGGAGUACAAAGAGCCCACCACUGAAAUCACUUCAGUAGAGUGCACAGAAAAUAGUAUUACACUAAAAUGGCAGACAACCGAUGGCAUGUGCAUUGAGUACUUUGGGAUCUCAGCUACAUCUUCUGAUAACUCAUAUUCUACGCAGCAACUAAGAGAUAGUCCCUACACCUAUACCUUUGAAAAUCUGAAUUCCUGUCAGAACUUUGACCUUAAUAUUAAAACAACAGACGUACUAAGUGUUGUAGUGGGCAACGACUCAAAAGCUGCAACAACAAAGUAUUCCGAGCCGGGAGAUUUAACAUUGAGUAUUUCGAACCAGAGCAAUGGAGACACUCGUAUUACCUGGCCCGAUGUGCAGCAUAAAACUUGUAUAAAUAUAUACAAAUUUGUGUGGAGGCGGGACAACUGCGAUGAAGGCACAACGACAUUAGUGCCUCUUAGAUAUAGAAAAACAGACGACACCGGAAAUACUAUAGUGCCUAACGUACCUAAUGAGAGUACUGUUGAGUGCGAAUGGAUGGAGACUUCGCAGGAUGGCAGCCUAAAGCAGUUUACGCUGAUGAAUUUACAAGGCUGCGAGCUACAUACAUUUGAGGUAUUUAUAAAUGAUAAUCAGACGGCCAAAUCAUCAGAGAGCUUUAUAUCGGCAGAAAAAACUCCUAGCGCCAUAACAAAUCCUACAAACAUAAUAGCAGCGACAGAGCUAUUUUGGCAAUGGGAGGAGCCCAGUUCUAAUGCGAAAUGUGUGGCAAAUUAUAAGGUAAAUCUGACUGGGCCCGCACAACGUUUGCAGUUUAACACCACUCAAAAGCUAGCCAACGACCUAUUUGUGGUGUUUGAAGAUUUAGAUCCUUGCGGAUCGUAUGAAAUUCAAAUUGUUCCAAUUUCUUUAAAUGGAACCAAUGGGCCGAGCUAUCAGAACACCGUUGUCCUUAAUGAGGACCAACCUUCAGAAAUAUGGAAUGCAUUUUGGAUAAGUGAACCGUUAUCCAUAGAGCUACAUUGGGAUACACCAAAGUAUGGCGAUCUCUGCAUCGAUAGUUAUCGUACAGUCGGCUGGCUAGAUGAAAACAUAACUGUCGACGCAUUGAGCAGGACAACUAAAGAGAACACGGUUCUCUUCGACACAGGUCUUAGUUCGUGUCAAUCAUACACAAUACAAAUAAUACCGUACACGGUGCAGAAACUGGAUGGUUUGCCAAUACAAAUGGAGAUAGAAACAAAAGCGGCCAUUGUAGACUCAAAAAAGAUCGACUUGCAGCUGGUGAGCCGAAGCUCGCACGGCUUGAAGCUGAAUGCACGUAAUCAGGACAACGACAACAGUUGCCAAACAUAUUUUGCAUACUUUAAUUGCUCCACUUUGACGAAUGUUCCAUAUAAAACCGCUGAGAGAUACGUUGAGAGUCAUACGCAAAGUUUAGGCUUCCAAGCCACUCUAGGACCUCUUUCUCCAGAUGUAGCUUACACCUGCGAUGUCAUUCUGCACAAUAUGGCUGGUGCAUCAAAAUCUAAACGAAUAUUAGAUCAACGUACCCAAGGCUAUUUUCCAGAGAAGCCUCAAAAUUUGGAAGUACUCAACAGAACCAGUAACAGCCUUUAUUUUCGUUGGAGAGAACCUAUUUACUCAAAUGGUCAAAUAAGGUUUUACAUUGUGUAUCUAAUGCUUUAUAAGCCCGCCUACUUUGUGCCUUCUAAUUGUCCAAUAAUCGAUGGUAAAAUGAAGGAUCCGAUACCAUUAAACAACUUAGAGACAUCUUUUGAUUCAUUAUUUCCGGCCAUUGAAUAUAGUAUGCAGGUAGCAGCGCAGAAUGAUUACGGUUUGGGACAAUAUACAGCGCCUCUGAUUGCUGAGACUUUGCCUGGAGUGUCCGAUCCAGUUUCGGACCUAAACAUUACCAUAAGUGGACCCAAUCCCUAUAGCAACGCAUAUAGUGCUAAUGCCACUGUGUUUUGGAAUAUGCCCUGUAAAUCAAACGGUGUAAUAGAAGCGUUUCAGGUCAAGUUUCGGGGGGAACGAAACUCCAGCCAACCGACUUACUUUAUGCGUUCGGUGCCACCUGAUACAAGUGGUGGUGGUCGCAUGUCCUAUACGGAAACAAUGCUGCAGCCGGAAUAUAAUUAUACGGUCAGUGUUGCAGUUAAAACACUUGAUGUGGAUGAGCUGAGUGAAGGCGAAUAUAAAACUUUUGAAGCACCAGCGGGCAUACCAGCGCGUUUAAGUGAGGAUGUAAUUGGCCAUAUGCGUGUCAAUGCUUAUGAAACAAAUCAUCCGACAAGCUCCGCUAUUGUUCGUCUACCAAUUGAUAUAAUGAGCUCUGAUGCGGGUACAAUCAAGUAUAUUGCCUUGUUGCUAUCGCAAAAGAGUUGUGCCAGCGUAAUGGAUCUACAAAACGACACACUGGACUCCAACCAAAAUUGGCCCCCAGUUAGGCCAUGGGAAGCGGCUGACCAAGACGGAGACUGCAUCUGCCAGUAUCAAACGACGCCGGUGCGUUGGGAACCGAAUAUUAGCACUGCCGGUUCGCAAGAAAUAACGUAUACCAUUGGUAUUGGGAAGUGUCCUGAUGAGUCUGAACCUUUUUGCAAUGGGCCCCUUAAAGCGGACACGGAGUACCAUUUGGUAGUGCGGUUGUUUACUAAAUCUGGCUACAACGAUGCGGCGUUGCUUGAGUUCAAAACAGAUGCAGCCAUCAAGGUUACGUUAAUACUAGUAAGCGUGUGCUGUUGCCUCCUAUUGGCUUUUGUGGUAGGGCUGCUAGUACUUUGGGUGCGAAAACGGAUUGCUUGGCACCGCGACUCAGGCCAAGGCAUAGAAGAUCCUUUUGGAAAUGUUACACCCAAAAAUUUUGCUAUAUUCUAUAAUGAAGUGUCAAAGCCGGAAAAAUUGGCACGCGAAUUUAAGGAGAUAACAGUAGUCGCUCAGCUCAGUUAUGCCGCUUCUGAAUUGGGAUGUCAUAAGAAUCGCUAUGCAGAUAUUUAUCCAUAUGACAAGAAUAGGGUGAUACUGGAUAUUGAUUCUGAGUGUUCGGGGUCCGACUACAUCAAUGCCUCCUUUAUAGAUGGACAUACACGCAAAAAGGAAUAUAUUGCUACGCAAGGGCCAAAGCCAGAGACAAUCAUGGACUUUUGGAGAAUGAUACUGCAAUAUAAUGUGAGGGUUAUUGUCCAAGUCACUCAAUUUCGCGAGGGUAACUCAAUUAAAUGCCACGAAUACUUUCCAUACACCAUGCGUGGUCUAAACGUGAGAGUUAAGUCAAAAGAAUCCUUUGAGCUUUAUGAACGCACUGAACUUUCUGUGGUGCAUGACCUUUACGGGCUUAAACAGAAAGUGAUUCACUUCUACUUUAAGAAAUGGCCUGAUCAUGGAUGCCCGGAAAAUCCUUUGCAUCUGAUUACCUUUCUACGCAAAGUAAAGGCAGAAAAACGUCCUAACUACUCACCAAUUGUUGUGCACUGCAGUGCAGGCGUGGGUCGUACUGGAACUUUUAUUGGUCUAGACCUAAUUAUGCAGCGGCUGAAAAGUGAAUCGAAAAUAAAUAUUUUCGAAACCGUCAAGAAACUGAGAUUUCAACGCAUGAAAAUGGUGCAAACACAACAGCAGUAUACUUUUCUAUAUUCUUGCACGUUCGAGCUGGUUAAACACAAAAUUCCUCGCAUUGCUCUUAAAUCAGAAGGCCGCGCUAAGCAUACAAUAACCCCAAUCACAGGAAAGAAGGUUAGUUUUCCUGACUCGGAUGCAUUAAAUAAUAUUGUACCGGACCCAUCUGAUGCCGAACCAGGGAAGACUUUUGAACGCAGUGAAAUGGAGGCUAAUGCACCACCACCAUUGCCUUUUUCCUCACCAUUUGCCGGCAUCCGGAAGGGUAAUGCUCCGGAAUCGUUACAUCAUCCCAAACACACCAAAGAUGGCUAAAAGACUAUUAACCAUUUUUUUUUUUCGGUGAAAACAACAAAAGCUUGGUGCUGGGAAUUUAAAAUAUUUCGUAAAUGUUACAUUUUCGAUUUGAUAUAUGCAUAUACAUAUAUUAUACAUUCAAAA
Molecule: messenger RNA, 4530 nt
Organism: Scaptodrosophila lebanonensis
Lineage: Eukaryota; Metazoa; Arthropoda; Insecta; Diptera; Drosophilidae
Gene: Ptp52F
Product: tyrosine-protein phosphatase 10D
Exons: 15
Coding region: 166-4404 (1412 amino acids)
Biological process (GO): protein dephosphorylation
Molecular function (GO): protein tyrosine phosphatase activity; protein binding
Source: RefSeq, a predicted model, not a curated record